AUGCCCAAAUUACACGAGUUCAGAGAUCUCGAAAUGGCGUCGGAUAUGAAUGUCCAUGCUGCUCCUUUGCACGUUCAAUGCUCCCCUUCCAAGGACAGUGGUUACGAAGGUUUGGUGGAGGACAAAUGUGUCAAGGUCGAGAGCGACAUGGAAGGUUCCGCUCCACAGGCAAGACCGAAGAAGGCCCCUCGGGUCCCCGCACUACCUGCGAGGAGCGAGAGAAGAGCCUCGUCAAUGUUGAAGGAUGUCAUGUUGGAAUUGCAAAAUUUGGACGGUUCAAAAGUAAAGGAUAUUGAGGAAGUAUCAGUAGUCGAAGAGAAGGAUCCCCACGAGUUAUACCUAUCGAGUGAGGAAGACGCUUCACUGUCGGACUGUGAGGAUUCAGACUCACUCGCCGACUUCGAACCGAUGGAGGAAGAAGCAGAGAUUAUGGAGGCAGAGUUGAAGCUGCCAGGGUCGAGGGGAUCGAGUAGGAAAUCACAAGAGGUCACAGCUAGAGCGGUCUCGUUUACCAUGGUCAAACCUAUGAUUAUCGACAUUACACCUACCACGAAUGCCUCACCUCCUCGACCGACCACCUCCGCUUUCGAAUCGUCUAGUCGUUCAAGACCUCAGUCUUACUUUGGACCAAAGCCAGUACAAAUCAGAUCCGGUUCUCCUACGAGUCCUACGAGACCAGCAGCAAGACGACCAUCGCCUUUGAAACUACACACCAGUUCAAUCCGCAGAAUGUCCAUCUCUUCGUUCUCCUCCCUUACACAAUCCUCCUCAGGUUCCUCCUCCAACCUAACAACACCCAUAAUGAAGCCAAAUGACAAACGCAAAUCCACGCGAAUGGCCAACCUCGCGUCUUUAGUAACCCAUUCUCUCCAACACAAACCAUCCUCCCACUCCUUCCUUGCUACCGAUCCCUAUCCAACACCAGAAGCCUCCCCUGCUUUCCCACCUCAAGAAUUUCGAUCAGAAACUCCUAGAACGCCAACCAGCGCAGCAGCAGCAGCCUUCAAAAAAGGCCUUACCCGUUCUCUUCACGCCGCACGAAAACCAUCUCUUCCAAAACUCAGCUCCUUCUCACACCGCAACUCUUCCAUGCUCAACCUCGCACCACCGCCUAUCGCGCCCAUCCCAGAACCUCCUACUCGACACCGAAGAAAGUCUCUCGCCUUCCCAACUCAAGCUUCAGUACCAGAAUUGGGAAUUCCUCGUAUGCCCUUGACACCUCAAAUGCCGCUAACGCCUCAAACACCAUUGACAUACCAAGGCAUAUUGAAAGGAGCAGCUCAAUCACCGCCUACCGAGAAGAACGAAAGUCCACCGAGGAAGGCCAAAGAGCGAAGAAGUAUCCUGUACAUGGGACGUCGUAAGAGCUUAAAGGCUUGA
This is a messenger RNA of Hymenoscyphus albidus, 1380 nucleotides long. The record is from the annotation of a GenBank genome assembly. NCBI's taxonomy places the organism in Eukaryota, Fungi, Ascomycota, Leotiomycetes, Helotiales, Helotiaceae.